AUGAAUCAAACAGGGUGCUUCACAGAUACCAUCUCCUCCGCAAUGCCAGGCAUUCUGUCUGAGCAACAAGAUUCCCUAAAGAAGCGCAAGAGAAACGCAUUGCAGGAAGAAUCUACAAACCCGGCAGACCCAUACAGCACAACCUUUAUUCCAGCAUACCUCCAUACCUCAAACCCCUCGUUCCGAUUAAACUGCCCAGACCUCCAAAAAGAAAACCCAGAGACCUCCCACCGCCACCGCUGCAUCCCCCGAAAGCGACGAGUCCUCCAGCAACCAUACUCCCACCAACAGAACCAACAGCCAUGGCCCGGGUCCGACCAACCGACUUCGGCUAAACUCAUCGCUCCGAAUCUAUACAUCCCUCCAGGCUCGAAUUUCGCCUCGCCGCCGGUCUCGCCGAAAACUAUUGUCCCGUUUUCUUCUUGCCCGCCGAAUCAGCAGAGUCAGUGUACUUCUGCUGCUUCGCUGCGCCCAUGCCAUAUCUGUUAUCGGCGGCCUACGACGAGGGAAUUGCUAGAUGCGUAUGCGGACUGUGAUUUGUGUGGUGAGCGGGCUUGCUACAUUUGUCUGAAACAGUGCGAUGCGGUCGAUUGUCAGGGGUGUGUUAAUCUCGGAAUGAGUUAUUUGAUUAAAGAUGGUUCGGACAGGAUACAGGAGGAUGUUAAUGGGCGGGACUCGGAUAUAAGACAGGCGAGGAAGAUCUGCUCGUGCUGUGCUGUGGAGGGCAUGACGGAGACUGGGAUGGAGGUGGUAAGGUGUCUUGAGUGUGUUCGUGCACAUUUGCCGCAGUGGCAGGCUAUGCCACAGGCGAGUUGA
Aspergillus chevalieri is the source of this 816-nucleotide messenger RNA. RefSeq lists its product as uncharacterized. Bases 1 to 816 code for a protein of 271 amino acids. Lineage: Eukaryota; Fungi; Ascomycota; Eurotiomycetes; Eurotiales; Aspergillaceae. The transcript is spliced from 2 exons. The record is from RefSeq and is a predicted model, not a curated record.